AAGCUCAGUGUCUGGAGAAGCUGGAGGAGCAACAUUAUCCUGCACAGAGCCACAGUCAGAGUAAUCAGAGCACCUCCAGGCUUGCAGAUGUGGAUGGAGCACUGUGCAAGUACCAGUCCUGGGUGUCUCACCCAGUGAUUCAGGAGCCGGUGGAAGCAGUGGAAAGCAGGGCCAUGGGGGUGAGCCUGGCUCAGGAUGUUGGCUGGCUCCUGCCUUUCCUGUUCUUGCUGCUGAUGAUCACAGUGUCUCAGACCCAGGGUCAAGGCUGUCCCCAGCGUUGUGAGUGCAUUGCAAAACUCAAGACUGUGUCCUGUUUUGGUAAACGCCUGUCCGCACUGCCAGACGGCAUCCCUCCGGACACCAAGAUCCUGGAUCUAAGUGGGAAUAAACUCCGCUGGGUAGAGCACGGGGACCUGCUUCCAUAUUCACGUCUUGAAAAGCUGGACCUGAGUGAGAACAUGAUCAGCGUCCUGGAACCGAAUGCUUUUUCUAGUCUCCAGAACCUGCAGUCGCUUUCACUGAGGGGCAACCAACUGAAAUUGGUCCCCAUGGGGGCUUUCUCACGUCUCGCCAACCUUACUUCAUUGGACCUCAGUGGGAAUAAGAUUGUAAUUCUUUUGGACUUUACUUUCCAAGACCUGAAGAGUCUGAAAAACCUGGAAGUUGGAGACAAUGAUUUAGUUUAUGUCUCCAACAAGGCUUUUCUGGGUCUAGUGGGGCUGACGGAGCUGACCAUUGAGAGGUGCAACCUGACUUCUGUGUCCAGCCAGUCUCUGUCCUACCUGCAUAACCUGGUGGUUCUGCGGCUCCGCUACCUCAGUAUCUCCGCCUUAGAGGACCAGAACUUCCGUAAGCUGGGAAACCUGCGGGGCCUGGAAAUCGACCACUGGCCCUUCUUGGAGCACAUUGCCCCCCACAGCCUACAGGGUCUUAACUUAUCUUGGCUGUCCAUCACUCACACUAACAUCACCUCCGUGCCCACCUCCGCCCUCCGCAGUCUGGCUCACCUCACCAGCCUGAACCUUUCCCACAACCCCAUCUCUGUGUUGGAGUCCUGGGCGCUGCGGGACCUCGUUAGACUGAAGGAGCUGCAUCUGGUAAACACAAACCUGGUGGCAGUGCAGCCAUAUGCGCUGGGUGGUUUAAGGCAAAUCCGCCUUCUUAACCUGUCCACCAACAGCCUGGUGUCCCUGGAAGAAGGAGCCUUUCAGUCUGUCAACACUCUGGAGACGCUGCGUUUGGACGGGAACCCUCUGGCGUGCGACUGCCGCUUGUUGUGGAUCCUUCAGCGCAGGAAGACCCUCAAUUUUGACAGCGCCUCCCCAGUGUGUAUGACGCCCGUGGAGGUGCAGGGACGAGCUCUUAACGCCUUCUCUGACUCGGCUCUCUUUGAUCACUUCACCUGCCAGAAGCCCAAAAUCCGCAACAGGAAACUGCAGCAGGUGUCGGCCCGCGAGGGGCAGGUCGUGUCGUUCAUUUGCAGAGCAGAAGGCGAGCCGACACCAGUGAUAUUCUGGAUCUCUCCUCAGCGCCGCCGCAUCACCACCAAGAGCAGCGGCCGCCUGACUGUGUUACCAGAGGGCACAUUAGAAAUACGGUACGCUCAGGUAACAGACAGUGGAACCUACAUCUGCAUAGCCAGCAAUGCUGGUGGUAAUGACACCUAUUUUGCCACUCUUACAGUCAGCGGGCUGCCACUAGAUGCAGCCCUGAUGGCCAACCGCACGUACUAUGCUGGGGACCUUAAUGACACGAAUCUGAAUGACACCAGAGUCUUCUUAAAGUUUACUCUGGACCUCAAAACCAUCCUCAUAUCCACAGCUAUGGGCUGUAUCAUGUUCCUGGGGGUGGUUCUCUUCUGUUUCAUUCUGCUGUUCGUGUGGAGUCGAGGGAGAGGACAGCACAAGAACAAUUUCUCAGUGGAGUAUUCCUUCAGAAAGGUGGAUGGACCUGCUGCCAGUGGAGGACAGGGUGGGGCGCGCAAGUUCAACAUGAAAAUGAUUUGAUUAUUUGGCUCCAUUUCACUUGUUGGUAUUCUUUCCCUGAUGCUGUUUACAAGCUAAAGGCACAGGACACUGGAGUGGACCUUUGUGCUUGGAAAACACUAAAUGCAGUUAUUUAUAGGACAUUUUAUUGGGACAAGGUUUUGUUAUUGAAACAACUGUAUAUAUGAGAGAAAGGCGAUCUGCAUGGAUUUGAUAUAUUUGUAUUGCUUUGUUGUGUGUUCACAUUAUUGUUCAGAGGAAACCUGGAUUAUAAAAGUGGAAAGAUGGCUCAAAUUUUUGAAUAGACUGUUAAAGACCAAGCAAAAAACUCACUCAGACUCCCUCCAGUCUUUAACCUCGACAAAUCUCUUGCCAACUCCAUCCUCCUCCUCUACAAGGAACUCUGUCCUGUUCAUCUUUAAAGGACUUCACCUUUCUGCUCCAGUCGAGGCGAUUCGAGCUCUCUAUCUCCAAACUCAUGAAUACAUUAUAACCGGGUGGUGCUCAAUGAAUGCCAAGGACUUGCCAAUAUGUGUUUGAGUAGUUCCAGCUAUAUACUGCAUAUUUAAAGUUAUUUACAGUCAGGACUUAAGAGCACUAUUUGUGACAUAAAUAUAGAGGCUCUGCUUUUUUUUUGCUGAUGGUGGGUUUGUACAGAAUACAUUAGACACAUAGAGACUCUGCAACACUGCCAAUUUGACCAUAAAGCACCAUUUAAUAUCAAUGCAAUGCUGCGGUAGGAGAGAGAAGUUUCUUCUUCUCACAUACCACUAAAUGUUGGUCAAACCUGUUUUAUACAAAAACAGGACUUUACAGGUUAAGCUACAGUUAAAGGACCUAAUGCACAUCUGUGUGGUGACAAAUCAGUACAUGCAGACGCACAUUUGCCCGUUAGGUUUUCCAUUUUUUUGUCAGUACAUACUUUACAAGAAUCUUCCCUUCUGGAUCUGAAAUGACAACGUACAAAGAUUCGAUUUUACGUAAAGUAAUGCACAGCAGUUUGUAUGAAAUCUUAUGAAAUACACCCAUGAAGUUGGAAAAUUCUGUUUUCAGACACAAUCCUCAUUUUCAUUGUGAUUUGUUUGGAACAGAUUGAUUAAUAAAGUUCUGAGAAGAUAUACUCUGUCAAGAAUAAACCACAUCGUCAAAUCAUUUCAUGGAAAGAGGUAAAAAUAUUUUAUUACAACUUUAUGGGCGAUUCAGUAUUAAGAUUCUAGUUUAUGUUAGUUUAUGUUGUGAAACGGUCUCAUGGUGCCAGUUUUAAACAACUGGAAUAGAAUUUGGUAAAGUUAAGAAAUAACUACUUCUGUACGUAAUAUAAGGUGUAGUAAUUACUUAAAAUAACAAUGUUGACAUUUGGUUUCACUCGGGACACAAACACCAAUCUCCUGCGUGAUAGUUUUGUGUUUUUUGAGCCAUCCAUCCACCCCAACUUCCC
Messenger RNA from Centropristis striata (black sea bass), 3423 nucleotides. It is a transcript of the gene lingo3a, whose product is annotated as leucine rich repeat and Ig domain containing 3a. The transcript is spliced from 2 exons. The record is from RefSeq and is a predicted model, not a curated record. Gene Ontology annotation, cellular component: extracellular region. Gene Ontology annotation, molecular function: protein binding. Bases 174 to 2006 code for a protein of 610 amino acids. NCBI's taxonomy places the organism in Eukaryota, Metazoa, Chordata, Actinopteri, Perciformes, Serranidae.